Messenger RNA from Octodon degus (degu), 897 nucleotides. Its product is annotated as transmembrane protein 209-like. Lineage: Eukaryota; Metazoa; Chordata; Mammalia; Rodentia; Octodontidae. Gene Ontology annotation, cellular component: membrane. The record is from RefSeq and is a predicted model, not a curated record.
CACGAUGCAAUGGGAGGCAAGCCCUAGUAAUUCCCUUAUUGACAGAACCAUCAAGAUGAGAAAAGAAACUGAAGCUAGGAAAGUGGUUUUAGCCUGGGGCCUUCUAAAUGUGUCUAUGGCUGGAAUGAUAUAUACUGAAAUGACUGGAAAAUUGAUUAGUUCAUAUUAUAAUGUGUCAUACUGGCCCCUCUGGUAUAUUGAACUUGCUCUUGCAUCUCUCUUCAGCCUUAAUGCCUUGUUUGAUUUUUGGAGAUACUUCAAAUAUACUGUGGCACCAACAAGUCUCAUUAUAGGAGAAGCUAGUAUUACCAGCUUGAAACAGGCUGCCCUGGUCAAAGCCCCUCUCAUUCCAACUUUGAAUGCAAUUGUGCAGUAUCUAGACCUCACACCAAAUCAAGAGUACUUGUUUGAAAGGAUCAAAGAACUUUCUCAGGGUGGCUGCAUGAGCUCAUUUCGAUGGAACAGAGGUGGAGACUUCAAAGGACGAAAAUGGGACACUGACCUGCCAACUGAUUCUGCAAUCAUCAUGCACGUAUUUGGUACCUACCUCGAUUCCAGGUUACCUCCACACCCUAAGUAUCCUGAUGGAAAAACAUUUACAUCUCAGCAUUUUGUUCAGACCCCAAGUAAGCCAGAUGUUACAAAUGAGAAUGUUUUCUGCAUUUAUCAGAGUGCCAUCAACCCCCCACACUAUGAGCUCAUCUACCAGAGACAUGUGUACAAUCUUCCAAAGGGCAGAAAUAAUAUGUUUCAUACAUUGUUAAUGUUUCUCUACAUCAUAAAGACGAAAGAGUCAGGAAUGCUUGGGAGAGCUAAUCUUGGUCUGUCUGGUGUGAAUAUUUUGUGGAUUUUUGGCGAGCAGUAGAUCAUUUAAUUCCCAACAUUUGGACCUUUAUU